Fonsecaea multimorphosa CBS 102226 is the source of this 1110-nucleotide messenger RNA. RefSeq lists its product as uncharacterized. Gene Ontology annotation, molecular function: hydrolase activity, hydrolyzing O-glycosyl compounds. The record is from RefSeq and is a predicted model, not a curated record. Gene Ontology annotation, biological process: carbohydrate metabolic process. The transcript has a single exon. The coding region runs from base 1 to 1110 and encodes 369 amino acids. NCBI's taxonomy places the organism in Eukaryota, Fungi, Ascomycota, Eurotiomycetes, Chaetothyriales, Herpotrichiellaceae.
AUGUCCAACCAAACCAUCGCAGACACGGACACGCCAGACCCUUGGAUGGUCGCCGCGCACAACCGCUUCUAUCUGACCUUCACCUGCGGAGAUCGCGUCGAGAUAUGGAUGUCGCACAACAUGGAGAACUUCAGGAAUUGCAAGAAGAUCAUCGCCUGGAACCCACCACCUGCUACUCCCUGGGUGGUGGACAUCUGGGCCCCCGAACUCCACUACCUGAACGGAAGAUGGUACAUCUACUUCUGCGGGGCCCACCCAGAGGUUGGGAACCCUUCGCAUCGGACGCUUCUGCUGCGCAGUCAAAGUCAAGAUCCGAUGGAGGCGGGAGCGUGGGAGUUUCUCGGACAGAUGAAAGGCCUGCCCGAUCACUGGAAUAUCGAUGCAACCGUCUUCUUUUUACCGCGCACUCAGAAGCUGUAUUGCUGUUACUCCGGGUGGCCGCUGGGCGACCACUCAGACCGGCAGCAGGAUUUAUUCUUGAUCGAGCUGGAGACUCCAGAGGUCGCGCGGCCGGAGACGCUCGUAUGCAUUUCCAGGGCAGAGCUACCAUGGGAGCGGGCCGAUGGGGGGACACAUGGGGUCAACGAAGGUCCCACGUUCGUCAGCAUCCCGGGCUUUGAAGGAAUCAUCUACAGUGCCAACGGGAGCUGGACCAGCGACUACAGGUUGGCCCUGUUACAGCUUGUCGGCGACGACCCGCUGAAGGAGUCGUCAUGGAGGAAACGGCCGACACCGCUGCUUGUCAGUGACCGGGACAAGGGAGGGCCUUUCGGGCCCGGGCAUGCGAGUUUCAUCCCAUCUCCGUACGGGGAUGGGAGAGUGUACUGCAUCUACCACGCCACGGAGCACGAGGGAGAGCGAUGGAACAACCGCAAAGGCCGAGUCCUCAUUUUCGGGCCAGAGCAUUUUCAUCCCCAGGCGCAACCCAUGUGCUGCGCGUUGUCCGUCUCCGGGCAGUGGAGCGGUGGUGUCUCGGUGUCCAGCGCUGGGGGAUCUGCUGGAAACAUGCCCCAGCAGGGAGCGCCAUCACAACCUGGUCAUGAGAAAAGAACAAGUCUGAUAGACAAGCUCGGGGGGAAGAUACUGAGGAAGUUGAGGGAGUAUGCAUAG